Molecule: messenger RNA, 627 nt
Organism: Nymphaea colorata (pocket water lily)
Lineage: Eukaryota; Viridiplantae; Streptophyta; Magnoliopsida; Nymphaeales; Nymphaeaceae
Product: small polypeptide DEVIL 4-like
Exons: 1
Coding region: 190-324 (44 amino acids)
Biological process (GO): negative regulation of cell population proliferation
Source: RefSeq, a predicted model, not a curated record
UAACUCUCCUCUCCCCUUCCAUCUCCUCCAUACCACUCAAGCUCUCAGAAAGUAAUCAAUCACCAGUCAGCAGCAUCUUCAUCAUCGAUCAGAGGCGACAGCAGAUCUCAGUCGAUCUCUCCGGCGGCAAGCAGCCUUCCCUGCAUCUGAAUUCGGCGAAGAAGAAGAAGAAGAGUCAGUUAGAGAGACAUGAAGAUGGGAGCGGAGAGCCCUUCGAAGCGGAGGUGGUCCAGCAGGGGACUGGGGGGAGCUCUUAGGGAGCAGAGAGCUAGGCUCUACAUUAUCCGGCGAUGCGUCGUCAUGCUCCUCUGUUGGCAUGAUUAGUCCGGCGGCCGGCCCGGACAAUUUUGGUCGCUCAAAACAACGCGGACCUCGGGGGCGGUGAAUUUAGAGGAAGCUGUUUAUGGAUGUUGGUGGUCCUCUAGCCUGGUUUGCAGGACUGAAGCAUGGCUACUCUGCCGACUUCAGGCCGGAAAUCGGCGACGGCGAUUGCGACUAGCGAUUUGUUUAUGUACCAGAUUAGAUUAGUACACUGACUUAUAUUCGAGUGUAAAUACUGAUAACUUUUUGUUCUAACGUAUACCGGAGUUAAAGAACUAAGGUUGUUCUUGAGUUGUUAUCAUGCAA